Messenger RNA from Branchiostoma floridae (Florida lancelet), 2457 nucleotides. RefSeq names its product solute carrier organic anion transporter family member 4A1-like. Gene Ontology annotation, biological process: sodium-independent organic anion transport; transmembrane transport. The transcript has 15 exons. The record is from RefSeq and is a predicted model, not a curated record. Lineage: Eukaryota; Metazoa; Chordata; Leptocardii; Amphioxiformes; Branchiostomatidae. Gene Ontology annotation, cellular component: membrane. The coding region runs from base 169 to 2202 and encodes 677 amino acids. Gene Ontology annotation, molecular function: protein binding.
CCCGGACUGCCCGAUCUGGUCUUUCUGCAUGUGUCCUUGUUAACCGCAUUGGUUCCGAACCCGCAAACUGGACUGCUCGGUCUAACCUCGAGUUCCAGACUUGCAGUUUCUUGGUUAAAAACAAAAACACAGAACGAACGAUUCCCGGCUUGUCAUCUCAAAGACGGUAUGUCAGGCACUUUGCCGGACAUUCGCCAGGAGGCACCUUCGGGGGAGGAGCGCCCCCUGCCAGACGACGCCAAGCAUGGCAAGGAAGGCGAAGAGGAAGAGGAGGGGCGGUGUGGAUUAUUCGGUUUCUCACCGGAUUGGCUGCAAGUGUUCAACUCGCCACGAUGUCUGCUGUUCUUCAUGUGCUGUCUUUGUGCCACUGAGACCGCCAUACUUCUAGGACUGACUCCCGGUGUUAUCACUACUAUCGAGGGGCGAUUCAAGCUCUCCAGCGCCCAGAGCGGCUUCAUCAUCAGCAGUACAGAAUUGUUUGCCGUCUUCACUGUUCCUAUCAUUUCCUACUUUGGCGCGAAAUCCCACAAGGGUCGCUGGCUGGGCGCGGGAGCUGUGUGUGUCGGACUGGGCAGUACAGUGUUUGCACUUCCACAUUUUCUGGCAGGUCGUUAUGUUCCCUCUGGUGGCACUAAUAUUUCCGAGUCAAGCAGCGCAAUCUGCCAUCCCUGGUCUAACGGAACAGCUGAUGAACAGCAGUGCGAUACCAACGGAGGGUACAGCCAGCUGGAGAAUUACCUGUACGUGUUUGUCCUUGCGACGUUCCUCAUGUCGUUCCUGGUGGGCCCGUUGUACACGCUAGGGGUCGCUUAUCUGGACGAGAACGUGAGCAAAAAGGUGUCAGGUGGUUAUGUUGGGAUCCUGUAUGCUUCAACUGCUAUUGGUCCGGCUGUUGGUUACGUCAUGUCCUCUCAACUGCUCAAUCAGUAUGUGAACUGGCCGGAAGUAACGAAUUUGACACCCAAUGACCAGCAGUGGUUAGGAAACUGGUGGUUCGGAUUCUUCCCUCUGGCCAUCGUCGCCUUUUUGGUUGCCAUUCCGGUGUUUUGUUUUCCACGAAAGCUAGCUGGUAUCUCAAAGCGCCCAGAAGAAACUAAAGAGGAAGCUAACAUUCCUACCAGUAAAGAUGACAAAGAUGGCGCCUUGGAAGAGGAUGAUGAUGAUGAGCCUACUAACCCUUUCUCUUGUGGUGCCCAAGACUUCAAAGACUUCUGGUCCACCGUGAAGGAUCUUGGGAGUAAUUUCUCCUACAUGUCUGUAUGCCUUGCAGGCUGUACUGAAGCUAUGGUACUUUCCGGGGCACUGACGUUCGGACCUAAACUCGGAGAAACACAGCUUGGACUCUCACCUUCGGAUUCUUCGCUCUAUCUCGGACUGCUGCUGAUCCCUGCUGGAGCAGUGGGCAAUCUUUUCGGCGGUUGGCUGGCGAAGAAAGCUGGAGCAGACUGCAAGAAGCUAAUAAAGCUUAUCCUGAUCGUUAGCGCAGCCUCCUUGCUCGGACACUGCGUCUUUCUCCUGUACUGUACCACGCCGGGCUCUACGACCUACCUCGCCACCAACAGCACAAGUUGCGCUACUCGCUGCGGCUGCGCAGAUUCGCUGUACGACCCGAUCUGUGACGUCAGUGGGAUCGAAUACCAGUCCGGCUGUCAUGCGGGAUGCACAAGCAUUAACAAGACUGGAACCACUACGACAUACUCCAACUGCAGCUGCAUCAUGAAGGACGGGCUCUCCGCAAACGUCACAUCCAUAUCCGGGUCAGAGGCCAUACACGGACCAUGUCCCGGGGGAUGCCCCGGUUACGUCAUGCCCGUGUUUCUCACCGUGUUCGUCCUGUUGAGCAUGAUGGCCGCCGCUUCUAUGGCUCCAUACACCGCGACUAUAAUGAGACUUGUUUCUAAACCAAGGCGGUCCUUUGCCCUUGGAGUGCAGUGGACCUUAUUCAGAUUGCUUGCUUGGAUUCCCGGGCCGGUCCUCUUCGGCUACAUCAUUGACCAGGCUUGCGUGUUGUGGCAAGAAGAGUGUGGGGUCGUGGGCGCCUGUGUCGUUUACGACAGCGGCAAACUGGGCUUGUACCUGCUCGUUUCGUCGGUGUCCAUCAGGCUGGUGUCCAUGGCUCUGUACUUACUGGCAUACUGCCUGUACAAACCGGUGGCAGAAGAGAAGGCAAAGGCUACCCACGGAGAUCAAACAAUGAUAUAAUCUUCAAGAAGUAGUUACUCAAGAAACUGGAUAUCGUUUUGGAAAUGGUCGGACAUUUCAAAUACUACUACUAUCCAGUAGUUUUCGUCAGUGAAACUGAAGAGAUCUUGUAGGCUGAUAUGCAAAAGAGAUCUAGUUGAAAAACAGGUUUAUCCUAACUAUGAAUCAAGAUGCAAUAUCUAUACCCUCUCUUAAGAUCUCUUCAUUUUCACUGACGAAACCCACUGGAUAGUAGUUGAAACGUCUGACCGUUUC